GGGAUAACAAUCUACAAACUGUAGAUCACAUUCCAUAUAGACUGUCUGGAGUUUUAAUAGAUUUAAGUUGAGAUUUCUACUAUAUAAUACAAUAUUACUACUGCAUUUGAAAGUGCACUAUGCCAGUUUCAGGGCACUUGUCAAAUUAAGUCUGAAAGUUAUAUAAUCUGAGUUUGUGUAUUCUAGGACUGUUAUGUAAUGAGGUUUGCAUGUAUUGGAUUGAGCAGGAAGUGGGCCAGUACAGGGUCCUCGCAGUCUUAUUGAUUGAGGACACACUAACUGACGAUAGCAGGCAUGUGGCUGAAUUAAGAAGACAUUUUUGUGGCAGAAGUUCAUUCCAAGGAGGUGGAGAUUUGAAGCAGAUUUGCUUGAAGAAAUACUAUAAUUUAUAUAGAUAAAUUCCUUGUGUGACAAGAUUUCAUGACAACUUUAAAAAGUCACAGACUCACUUUGUAUUGUCUUUUGGAAGGGUUGGCUGCCGAAGGUUGAGUUGGUUCACCUUAGAUGUGAGGACAAACACAUUAAUUGCGGAGAAAAUUCACCCGGAAGAUAGCUUAGUCAUCGCCUGGUGCAUUUAUCAUUAUAAGUUGUUGUCUACACAUCUGUUGCCAAAAUUUCAUCAAGAGAGAUUUUGAGACAAAAACAGAUUGAAGCCAAAAAAUUCAGAUUCUCAGACCAAUAUGGAGAAUAUGGAAAUACAUGUAGCUUAAAUUGUCUUCCAUUGUUGGAAAAUACCCUAUUAUAUUUUCUCGAAGCGGAAAAUUCCAUAUCAGGAAUAUCUGUCAGAAAAGCCCGCCUCCCGGCUGUAAUUAUUUAUGGUAGCUGUCAGUGGAGUGCGUAGACCAGUCAACAUUUUAUGGUUAUUUAAUAUGAGUGCACAGAUCCGGCUUGCCUCUCAUUGCUAGUAUUUUGGUCACUUAUAUUUACCAUGAAGAGGUUUGAGAUAGGGGACUGUUUCUUUCCUCUCUCCAGGAAAGAUGGACUUGAAGAUGAUGGUUCUAAUUUUAUAGAGACAGAGAGACGAGGUCCGGUGGUCAUUAUUCACCUCAAUCGGCCAGAAAAGCGAAAUGCCGUCAAUGCCAAAAUGGCAAGUCAGCUGACCAGAGCAAUGGAUGCAUUCCUGAAUGACGACAGCGCUCAUGUGGCUGUCCUCCAUGGCCGGGGUGGUCACUUCUGUGCUGGUGCAGACCUAGAGGAGGUGUCUCAGCGGGAUCCCCAGCAGCUUUUACCUGACCCUGAGAGUAGAGGCACAGGACCCAUGGGUCCAAGUCGUAUGGUGUUGACCAAGCCUGUGAUAGCGGCUGUGGAAGGCUUUGCUGUGGCUGGAGGCAUGGAGUUGGCCAUGAUGUGUGAUCUCAGAAUUGUGGACCAUUCUGCCGUGUUUGGGGUCUAUUGUAGACGAUUUGGUGUCCCACUGAUAGAUGGCGGCACUGUGCGUCUUCCCCAGUUGGUCGGGUUCUCCAGGGCGAUGGACCUCAUCUUGACAGGGCGGCCAUGUCCUGCGACAGAGGCGUACAACAUAGGACUGGCCAACAGACUGGUGCAGAAUGGGAAAGCUCUGGAAGCUGCCAUAGAUCUAGCUCAGCAGAUAGCAGGUUACCCUCAGGAGUGCAUGAUAGCAGACAGACAGUCUGCACACCACGCGACAUUUGAUGCCAAGAGGUUCUUUGAUGCGGUGCAGUUUGAGUAUUACAACGGGAGUGGGGUUAUCAACCACGAGGCAAUAAAAGGUGCUCAAAGGUUUAUGGAAGGAGCAGGAAAACAUGGAAGUUUUGAAAAUUUAAAUGAUUCCUACAAAAAGAAGAUGUCCAAGUUAUAGCUGUAGAAGAAAUUGUGGCAGCUGAGACAGUCAUGAUUGUGCCAGAUGAGAUGGUUGUGAUUGUGAAGGAAGUGACUGUUGAUUUUGAUGGACAGGGAUAUUUCUGCACUCAAAUCUCAGGAAAGACAUAUAUGAGAUGCUUAUCAUUUUUUUUCAUUCGAAGAAAUUUAUUUUCUCUAAAAAA
Molecule: messenger RNA, 2003 nt
Organism: Lingula anatina
Lineage: Eukaryota; Metazoa; Brachiopoda; Lingulata; Lingulida; Lingulidae
Molecular function (GO): catalytic activity
Source: RefSeq, a predicted model, not a curated record